Messenger RNA from Magnolia sinica, 1342 nucleotides. RefSeq lists its product as uncharacterized. The coding region runs from base 55 to 504 and encodes 149 amino acids. The transcript has 3 exons. The record is from RefSeq and is a predicted model, not a curated record. NCBI's taxonomy places the organism in Eukaryota, Viridiplantae, Streptophyta, Magnoliopsida, Magnoliales, Magnoliaceae.
GACAACAAAUCCAAUGGCUAGGGAAGGGUCAAUAAAUCCCAUAAUACGUUCUCGAUGAACUCUACAUAUUCUUUUAUGUUUUGCAUGUUUUUUUGCUUUAAGAAAGGAUGUUUAUUGCACUCACAAAGAUCUUUUAUAAUGUCACAGGUAAAGAGUUUCCAGCAAGCUCAAGACUGUCUUCCUGAAGUUCUUAAUUGUGAGGGAGUGCGGCAUAGGUGUAGAGUGUUGGUUCGUUCAGCCUCACAGGGUAUGGAUUAUCAUAGUUCAGCUGGAGCAGGGGCUGUUAUACUAGAUGACUGUACUUUUCAUGAAUCUAUCCAUCUUGAUAGUAUUGACAUGGACCGAACAUUGACACUGGUUUCACUCUUUUAUGAAGAUGGCAAACCCAUCGAGGAAAUGAAUAAGGGAUUUUCUUUGAACAAAAUGUUUGGAUUUGCAACUCAAGGUCAACACCCAUUUUCAUUUUUAGUUGCUUGGAUGUUUGGAGGUGCAUUCCCGCUUUGAAGCCGAACCCUAUCUUGAAUGAAUUAAUGUUGUGCUCUAGCUUCUUAGAAAUCCCAUGUGUAGAUUCCUAGUAGUACUAUUGGUGCUACUGCUAAAUUCCCCUUAAUGUAUUCAUUUAUAUUUCUAUCCUUGUCUUGCCACCCAUCCAUCUCAACUCAUUUUAGUUAAACUCAUCAUAUGAACAACACUUCGAAAGUUCCCAUGUAUCAUUCUGAUACAUCAUGAUAUUUACAAUAUUUCACAAAUAUCCUGCAGUAUUUUGCCAUGAUAUCAUCGACAUUUGGUCUCUCUCUCUCUCUCUCAUGUUUAGAGUGAUUCCCUUUGUGAUAUCUUUUAUUUAUUGAAAAAAAAAACUCCAAUAUUGAAAUACUCCAGAUCAUUAUGUUUUGAAGGAGCCUUUAUACCAUGAAGCAGACUCUCCUUACUAUUUCAACUUGGCACUUCAAACUGGUCAGAAUGAUUACUUGCUAGAAUAAAGAUCCAAUGGACUUCAUUUAUACAUGGAUCUCUACCAACCAAUCCCAUGACAACAUCUUCCUAGUUCUAUAAUGAACUUUUUAAUUUCUUUUAACUUUGCACGAAGUGAAGUCCAAUUAAAGAAUCUAUUUAGUGAGGUAUCUCCGUUUUACAUUAAGAAGGUUUGUCAUUUAACCGAAAUUUGAAAAUACAGGUUCACUGGUUCAUCUUAGGCAUCUUUUCUAUAUGGAUGGGGGAACCUCAUAUGCAUGUACUGGUAAGCUAUCUCUUGUUUAUAAAGUUAUAUCUACAAAACACCAUCACGCCAAAUUCCUUUGAGCUUUGGCGUUGUAAUGAACUCAUCAACACCUUGCAUUGUCCU